AUGGAGAGCCGAAAAAGUAUCGAGGACUUCCUCAGAGAAGUGGAUGAAGAUAUAUUAAUAUAUGCUGGUGAAUUACGAAGCAAUGGUUUUAUGUCAGCAGCAAGCACAAAGUACCUAACAGAAAAUGAUCUAGCGGGAAUCCCUGAAGGACAUAAAAGACUUAUCUUAAAUAUGGUUAGCUGUCUGAGAAUGCCCGUACAUGAAAGACCGCAAACUAAGUUCCCCUCAUUCUCAGAGGAAGCGAAAACUGUCCUUAGUGUUGGCGAGACAAGUGUUGGACAAGAAGUACAGUGGUCAUAACGUCAAGCCACCGUCUUGCGCCCAAUGAUUAGACGAAAAUUACUGUCCCCUGGAGAAAGAUUCAUUGCAGAAAAAUGCCACGCUGUGGAGAAAAAACUUGCCAAAGCAGCUUAAAAAAGAAAAGUGCUGGAAGAUUAUUACCGAAGAAUCAAAGAGGCUGUUUCUGAAAAUAACUUUACUGGCUAACGAUGCAGUAAUUGCCAUUACCGAAAUCAUACUGUUCGCAGUUGUCAGACGGAAAAGUACGAGUCAGAAUUCUUCUGUGGCGAAUUAACGCGACAUCCUGACGAAAAGAUGAAGCUCCAAGAGCAGAAGAACAAAAUAAGAGCCUUAGAAACAUCAGCAACUAAACUUGAACAAGAACUGAGGUCUUGGGAUGCAGCUUUGAUAGAGUGUAGGGGUCAGUAAACAAACAACUAGAAGACAUGCUACUCUAAGAAUACCCUGAAGAAUAUGUCCAAAAUAAUGCAAGAAAUUGGCUGAAAAUUCAACGAGACAUUGCAUUUGUGAAGAAAUCAUUAAAGGGCAGUGGACCGCCUUGAUGAGAAAUUGUGAAAUCUCUCCUUGAGAGAAAAUAGUCUGUUGAGAAGGACAAACGCCUUGGACUUAAAACUCUUCCAGAACAUGACGUUGCCAUAA
Molecule: messenger RNA, 939 nt
Organism: Porites lobata
Lineage: Eukaryota; Metazoa; Cnidaria; Anthozoa; Scleractinia; Poritidae
Source: the annotation of a GenBank genome assembly